This is a messenger RNA of Durusdinium trenchii, 1641 nucleotides long. Lineage: Eukaryota; Dinophyceae; Suessiales; Symbiodiniaceae. The record is from the annotation of a GenBank genome assembly.
AUGGCCGAUGGGGUUUCCGUUCCAGCGCGUACGCUGGCGGAUUCCUUGCGCUUUCAGGCCAAGUCUGGCUGGAGAGGAGCUUUCCAAUGGCUCCAGCAGAGUCGUGAGGCCGCUUUGGAGACGUCGUCACAGCUCUAUGGCCGCUUGGUCAAAGCUGCAAAGAGACCUGCUGAUGGGCAAAGCUGGAAGAGGUGUCUCCAAGUCCUUUGUGGAGUACCAGACUCUCUGGUCAGCGUGCAGCUCUCCAAUCAGGUGGCAAGCUCGAUCACAACGCAACAUUGGGAGCUCUCCUUGGAGGUCUUGCAAGAGGCCUUGCGAUUUGGUCGUUGGAGUGUGGUCAGCACGAACACAGCCCUUUCGGCCCACCUUCUUCUCUCUGGGUGGCAGAGAGCACGGGCGACCUUGGCACAACAGGAAAGACGGUCUCGCACAGAUGUCAUCUCCUGGAACACCGUCAUGGCGGCUUGCAGCCGCGCCGGCCAAGCAGAGCUAGUGCUUAGGCUGUUAAAGGAACUUCAGCUGUGCCGUCAUGAGCCCGAUUUGGUCUCCUUCAACACGGUCUUAGAUGCCUGCUCUGAGGCAAAGCUGUGGCAAGCUUCGUCACAUCUCUUUUUCGCUUUGCAAUGGGCCGCCCUGAAGCCGGAUGCCUUCACGCUAAGUGGCAUCAGCACGGCAGUUUCGUGGAGGACUGCACUGGACUUGCAGUCCGGCAGCAUCACUCCCAAUGCUGUCAGUGAUGCAGCGCUUCUAACAGCUGUUGGCACUGAUUCCAUCCGACAGUGGCCGUUGGCCCUCCUUCUGAUUUCGAGAAUGCAGGCACUUGACCAGCUGCAGGUCAUGAGCCUCAACGCUGCUGUUGCAGCUUGUGGAAAUGCCAAUGAAUGGACAAAGUCUUUGCAGCUUGCUCAAAGGAAGCCCUCACCUCGCUCGAUGGGCAGCAUGCUGGCGGCCUGUGGUGAUGCCACGGAGUGGGAAAGGGUGCUGCAGAUCUUCCUCCACGUAAAGAAUUCCAAGCUCAGCAAUAUGUUCACUUAUGGUGCUGCAAUCACAGCGUGUUCUAGAGGAGGGGCAUGGCCGCAAGCACUUCACUUGCUAAGCCAGGCCCGGAAAGACUCCUGUUGUGAUGCCAUCUGCAUGAAUGCAGCGAUCAGUGCAUGCCGCUCCAAUUGGGAGCUAAGCGUCGCGCUUUUGCAAGAAGCCAAUGAAGAACGUUUGGACACGGCAGUUGCUUAUGCAGCAGUGAUGACAGCAUGUGAUCGUUGUGAACAGCCUGUGAAGGUUUUGGCUUGCUGGGCAGCUAUACCGAAGAAGAGCCAUGCCGCCGCCUGCAGCCUUGCCUUGCGGGCUUGCGAGGCGACAUCUUCAUGGAACCUUGCUAUGAGGUGCCUUCAGAGUGCCUUGAAGGAACUACUCCAGCCUGACGCGGAGUGCAUUGGUGCGGCCAUUGGCGCCUCCAUUGAAGCCUGGCAAAGUGCGAUGCUUUUGAUGAAGGACGCCACACAGCGGUCCUUGCAGCUGGAGGUGGGUGCUGUGGUUGCUUACGCUUCAGCUUUGCGCCAGGGAGGGUGUUUUCAGAAGCUCAGGAGACUGCUUGGAGAAGUGGCCUUCGACCUUGGUGGAUUGAAGGGGUGUAGACGUUGA